Messenger RNA from Sipha flava (yellow sugarcane aphid), 1140 nucleotides. RefSeq lists its product as uncharacterized. The record is from RefSeq and is a predicted model, not a curated record. The coding region runs from base 55 to 1119 and encodes 354 amino acids. NCBI's taxonomy places the organism in Eukaryota, Metazoa, Arthropoda, Insecta, Hemiptera, Aphididae. The transcript has 8 exons.
ACGUGCGUGUGCUUCUUUACUUACGAACGAAAGAUUUUCGUCGACAUUUUCAAAAUGGAAGAUCGAAAAUCAUCAAUAAGAACCUAUGAUAUUGAAACAUAUGAUGAGCCGGAAGACGUGUACGAAACCACUUCAAAUCAUCAUCAGAUUCAUCAAUUACGAGUAUGGGAAGACCAAAACAUCCACGGUGAUCCAAAAAAUGCCAAGGCAUACGAAAUUGAAAAACGAGAAGUGAUUUUAACUGUUAAUAAUUUCAUGACCAAGUUACUCAUCGAAAGUCAACGUUUCAAAAAUAAUGAUGACGGUAUGACCAAAAAAAAGUACGAGGAAAUGGAAGAUUAUUUAACCGACCGCUUAGAAAUAGCUCAUGAUUUAAUUACUAGACUCAGACAGUUACUGACAAUGGAGAAAACUGACGCGGUGAUGGACCACUCGUUAAAUAAAACUAGAUUUUUUAAAAUGAACGAUGACUACGUAUCUCAAAACGAAGUGAAUGAAAACAAUCGACAAAAAGCAUUGACGGAAAAGAGAAGAAAAGUCAAAUUGUUCAGUGAUACCAUAGACUCAAUCACCGAGAGAUACAAUUUGAUAGUUGAUACGAUAAAUGCUCCUAGUGAUUACAAGUUUCUAUACGGGAUGAAAACAAACACAAUACAUUUAGAAUUGAAAAAAAACAUUACGAAAAAGAAGAAAGAUACAAAGAACGAAGGCAGAAAUAAUGAAGCUAGUGGUCCUGUUCUCGGAUCGCCUUUGGACAUAUUAAACGGCAGAAUCAUCGACUCGGAGGUCAAACCAACCUAUCGCAUCAUCGGAACAGAUGUUACCAGCUACAAAACGGUUUACAACUAUUCUUGCACUCUAUACGGAUUAUAUGUUGAAGGGAAAGGUUCGAAAAAAGAAAAAGCUAAAGAAGAUGCAGCCACCGAAAUGAUACGGCUGAUUGUAAAUGAACAGAACGCCAAUACUCUAUCAAGUCAGUUCAAGCCGUUCAACGAACAAGAAAUUAACAGUCUGCAAACUCUGCUUAAAACAAAACAGAACUAUACGGACUUAUUUGAAGAAAUCAACAAAGAUGAUCUUCCAUUGGCGUUAGAAAUAAAAUCGAAAAAACAGAAAUGAAUUUAAUAGAAUUAUUAUGAA